AUGGGCUUCAAUCGCCUGCAGUUUCUGUUGACCGCGGUCGAAGAAACACUGCAAGCCUUGCAUGAUGCCAUGCAGGCUACUCUCCUGUAUCGAGAGGCGGAGCGAGAGAUGCUGCCCUUGCUGAAGCAGCUCGGUGUUGGCUGUCCACCGUGGAGUCCUAUGGCUAAUGGCCCGAUGGACUUGACUCGCCUACUUGAUAAGAAAUAUGAAACGGUUCGCUCUGACAGUCUAGAUGACGCGGCACCUGCCACAGCAGAGAAACGAGCCAACCAAGUCUGGUAUGGAGAUGGAUCCAACCGAUGGUACGACAAGCCUGUUCGGUUGAUUGUCUGCGAUAAUGAAGUAUCCGGAUUUGUCGGAGAGCAUUCCAUGAUGGACGGGUUGACCACCCGCCGCUUGAACGAACACAUCAUAGAGGCCCUCGUCGUGAACAGCUCUGCAUCGAAAUCAAACAUGACGACGGACGCUCUCCGAGCAAGUAUUCUCCCAAUGACCAUGAGCCAGGAAGUCCAGUCGCAAAUCGACGCAUUACAGUCUGGAUUCAACAAAGCCAUCGGCAUGGACGGGCUCCGUCUGACGAUGAUGGACUUAACGGACGAAGUGCAGUCCUCCUGCAGUGCUAUGGUGCAGGAAGAUCGAGAUAUACAAUCCUGUAGAAAUUCCUUAAACAACGCCAUCAAGGAACACAACCGGCUUGUCGCAUCAGUUGGAAAAGGCCAAGGCAUUGAUAACCAUUUCCUGGGUCUGCGGCGCAUGGUCCACGAGGGAGAGGUGCCAGCGAUUUUCAGCGACCCUAUGUUUGACCAAGGCAGUCAUUACACCCUUUGCACGACCUCAUUGGCAUCCAGCAGUGAUGAGAUUGGAUUCUAUCCCGUGGUUGAUGAUGGAUGGGGUAUUUCGUUCACCCUUCGAGACUCAAGCUGCAUUGGAGGUCAGAUCUAUUUUCUGAGCGCGUUUGUUCGCUGA
Messenger RNA from Aspergillus wentii DTO 134E9, 966 nucleotides. RefSeq lists its product as uncharacterized. The transcript has 7 exons. The coding region runs from base 1 to 966 and encodes 321 amino acids. The record is from RefSeq and is a predicted model, not a curated record. NCBI's taxonomy places the organism in Eukaryota, Fungi, Ascomycota, Eurotiomycetes, Eurotiales, Aspergillaceae. Gene Ontology annotation, molecular function: acyltransferase activity.